This is a messenger RNA of Salmo salar (Atlantic salmon), 993 nucleotides long. Lineage: Eukaryota; Metazoa; Chordata; Actinopteri; Salmoniformes; Salmonidae. The record is from RefSeq and is a predicted model, not a curated record.
ACUAAGUCUAAUAACAACAACGUAAUACCCCCACUGCUCUACGCCCUUACCCCCACUGCUCUACGCCCUACCCCCCACUGCUCUACGCCCUACCCCCCACUGCCCUACGCCCUACCCCCACUGCUCUACGCCCUACCCCCCACUGCUCUACGCCCCUACCCCCACUGCCCUACGCCCCUACCCCCAUUGCUCUCACGCCCUACCCCCCCACUGCUCUACGCCCCUACCCCCACUGCCCUACGCCCUACCCCCCACUGCCCUACGCCCUACCCCCACUGCUCUACGCCCCUACCCCCACUGCUCUACGCCCCUACCCCCACUGCUCUCACGCCCUACCCCCCACUGCUCUACGCCCUACCCCCACUGCUCUACGCCCCUACCCCCACUGCUCUACGCCCUACCCCCACUGCUCUACGCCCUACCCCCACUGCUCUACGCCCUACCCCCAUUGCUCUACGCCCUACCCCCCACUGCUCUACGCCCCUACCCCCACUGCUCUACGCCCUACCCCCCACUGCUCUACGCCCUACCCCCAUUGCUCUACGCCCCUACCCCCCACUGCUCUACACCCUACCCCCCCACUGCCCUACGCCCUACCCCCACUGCCCUACGCCCCUACCCCCCACUGCCCUACGCCCCUACCUCCCACUGCUCACGCCCUACUCCCCACUGCCCCUACCCCCCACUGCCCUACGCCCCCACUGCCCUACCCCCACUGCCCUACCCCCACUGCCCUACCCCCACUGCCCUACGCCCCUACCCCCCCACUGCCCUACGCCCCUACCCCCACUGCUCUACGCCCCUACCCCCACUGCCCUACACCCUACCCCCACUGCCCUACCCCCCACUGCCCUACGCCCUACCCCCCACUGCUCUACGCCCUACCCCCCACUGCUCUCGCCCUACCCCCCUGCUCUACGCCCUACCCCCACUGCCCUACCCCCCACUGCUUUACCCCCCCACCCCCCCUUGUGGAGAUCUGAGAGGAUUUGA